Molecule: messenger RNA, 1814 nt
Organism: Hypanus sabinus (Atlantic stingray)
Lineage: Eukaryota; Metazoa; Chordata; Chondrichthyes; Myliobatiformes; Dasyatidae
Gene: pdxp
Product: pyridoxal (pyridoxine, vitamin B6) phosphatase
Exons: 3
Coding region: 179-1186 (335 amino acids)
Cellular component (GO): cytoplasm
Molecular function (GO): phosphatase activity
Source: RefSeq, a predicted model, not a curated record
UUUCAAUUCCCAUUGGUUAAACAGACUGUCACCCUCCAGGAAUAACCGAUUGGUUCACGGAACCGUAAUCCCGCCUCUUUGCUUCUAAAACCCCAAUCGGCUAAACCGAUUGGGCGGGCGUUGGAUCUGAUUGGUGUUGGUGGGUGAAAGGUUGGGCUGAGAACCGGACAAUCCAGGAAUGGCCGCCGUAUCGGGUGGUUUUUGCUGCCGGCGGCUGAGCAUCGGGUCUUGUGGUCGGGAGCUGGUUGCGGCGGUGGACACCUUCUUGUUGGACUGUGACGGUGUGCUGUGGAAUGGGCCGCGGGCGAUCCGCGGGGCGGCCGAGGUGCUGCUUGGGCUGAAGGCUCGGGGCAAGCGCGUCUACUUCGUCAGCAAUAACUGUAGCCGCCCGCGGGACUCGGUAGUAGCCAAGCUCGGGACUCUGGGUUUAGCGGCUGAGCCCGAGCAAGUCUACAGCACCGGCUACUGCUCGGCCCUCUACCUGCGCGACGUCGCUCGCCUCCGCCGCAAGGUCUAUGUGCUGGGCAGCGAAGCCCUGUGCGGCGAACUACGGGCAGCCGGCUUGUGGGUGACGGGCGGUCCACAGGACGCCGGGGAGCUGCCUGUGUCCAGCUGCGCCCUGGACCCCGAGGUCGGCGCUGUGCUGGUCGGCUACGACGAACACUUCAGCUUCGUGCGGCUGGCCAAGGCAUGCAGCUACCUGCGGGACCCCCGGUGUCUCUUUGUGGCCACCGACCCCGAUCCCUGGCACCCGUUGGUAGGAGGCACAGUGGUCCCAGGCUUGAAGCUGCUGAACCCCAAUGAUGAAGAUGUGGAGCCCAAAAAUCAGAUCACCUGCACGGUGCGGCCAGGCACUGGCAGCCUGAUGGCUGCUGUGGAGGUGGCGUCUGGCCGCAAGGCAGAAGUCAUCGGUAAGCCCAGCAGGUUCAUGUUCGACUGCAUCAAUGAGAGGGGAGCUGGCGAGCCCCUCGACCCUGCCCGCACACUGAUGAUUGGUGACCGGCUGGACACAGACAUCCUCUUUGGCUCCAACUGCGGGAUGCAGACAGUGCUGACUCUGACAGGUGUCUCCACCCUACAGGAGGCACAGGACAACAUGACAAGCAUAUGCCUUGACCGCCAGAGGAUGGUCCCCAACUUCUAUGUGGACAGCAUCGCAGAUUUCCUUCCCCUGCUAACGGACUGACUGAAGGGGGCGACAUUGGUGCCAAACUAACCUCAUUGACUCCAUGCGACCUCACUAUUGAUGGGAGGAAACUGUCUGCACACUGAUGGGGUCUGUGCAUCGGCCUUGGAGUUGUGGACAAAACAGAGCAUGGAUCAGCUAACAAAGGACGAGCAGUAAAUCCCAAGGAUGAUUUAUCCAUUUAUAAUUCUGACCGAAUAAAGUAUGAAGUGUUAUAUGACCACACUUUUGUUUUUAAUACAUUCAUUUAAAGUGGUAAGAGUUGGGAACCCAUUUAAUUUUUCAUCCUAAUUCUGAAACUUAGACCAAGACCAUAAGACUUGGUGCAGAAUUAGACCAUUUAGCCCAUUAAAUCUGCUCCAUCAUUGCAUCAUGCUUAAUUUACUAUCCCUCUCAAUUCCAUUCUUUGGCCUUCUACUGUAACAUCUGAUGCCCUUGUUACUCAAAAAGCUUAUGAAACUCUGCCGUAAAGACACUGGCCUCUGUUAUGUACUCCUCUACCUAAUAAAGUUGGCCACUAAGUGUAUGUUCAUGGUCUUCUGCUGCAGUUGAUCAAAAUCGAGGUUCAAUGUGUUGUGUGCAGAGAUGCUCUUCUGCUCAUCACUAUUGUAACACUGGUUAUUUGAGU